AUGGCCCUCCCCGAAUGGGCGCUCUCCCUCCUCCACCCCUGGCAAUUCAUGCUCAUCUCCCUCUCCUUCCUCCCCGCCACCCUCCGCGCCGAGUCCCUAUCCACCAUCCUCUUCCACCCCUCCCGACUCCGCGCCGCCUGGUUCGGCCGUUUCUGGGCCUUUGUCGCGCCCAACGUGCGCACCCAUGCCGAACCACAUGUCGUCCCGCUGCUUCAGGGGCGCGUGAGCGCGGGCGUUGUGCCCCGCCACCAGGAUUCUUCUGUUCAGGGAGGCGAUGACAGCGACGAAGACCGGUUACACCAUCCACCCGUGAGCGGUACAGUCCUGGAAAUCGGUCCCGGUUCAGGCAUGUGGGUGUCCCUCUUCACACCACGCUUCCUCAACCCCAACGCCUCCAAAGACACGCCCCCAAUCACCAAAAUCUACGGCAUCGAGCCCAACGUAGGCGUGCACCCCCUCCUCCGCGCCCAAAUCGCCGCCGCCGGUCUCGACACCCCCAGCCCCGCCAAUAACAACAGCACCUACGAAAUCCUCCCCGUAGGCAUCGAAUCCCUGGCCUCGUCCGGGCGUGUGGCCCCGCAAAGCGUGGAUUGCAUCGUCACGGUACUCUGUUUGUGCAGUAUCCCACAGCCGAGGGAGAAUAUCGCACAGCUGUAUGGGUAUUUGAAGCCUGGGGGACGGUGGUAUGUGUAUGAGCAUGUGAAAUGUUUUCGGGAGCAAGGGUGGGGGAUGAGGGCUUAUCAGGCGUUCCUCAACCUCUUCUGGCCCCAGUUUAUCGGCGGUUGCGAAAUGUGUCGCGACACCAAUACCUACCUCAAGGAGGCCGGUCCCUGGAGCAACGUUGACGUGCACCGCAUGGACGAUGAGCUCUGGUGCUAUACCAUGCCGCACAUAAUUGGCGUUCUCACCAAGUAA
Dichotomopilus funicola is the source of this 915-nucleotide messenger RNA. RefSeq names its product S-adenosyl-L-methionine-dependent methyltransferase. The coding region runs from base 1 to 915 and encodes 304 amino acids. NCBI's taxonomy places the organism in Eukaryota, Fungi, Ascomycota, Sordariomycetes, Sordariales, Chaetomiaceae. The transcript has 2 exons. The record is from RefSeq and is a predicted model, not a curated record.